CGCAAGCCCCGCGCCGCCAGGCCCAGGCAGCGAGUCGCACGCGAGCCCCUGCCCGGCGCCAGCCCGCCGCGCACGCAUGGAGGGGAGCGCGAGUUCCCCGAGCCGGCCUGGCGCCCGCCCGGGGAGGGCCGUGCUGUGCCGCGGCCCCGUGGAGCCGCUGGUCUUCCUGGCCAACUUUGCCUUGGUCCUGCAGGGCCCGCUCACCACGCAGUACCUGUGGCACCGCUUCAGCGCCGACCUUGGCUACAAUGGCACCCGCCAAAGGGGGCGUUGCAGCAACCACAGCGCGGACCCCACCAUGCAGGAAGUGGAGACUCUUACCUCCCACUGGACUCUCUACAUGAACGUAGGCGGCUUCCUGGUGGGGCUCUUCUCGUCCACCCUGCUGGGAGCCUGGAGUGACUGUGUGGGCCGCCGCCCGCUGCUGGUGCUGGCCUCACUCGGCCUGCUGCUCCAGGCCCUGGUGUCCGUCUUUGUGGUGCUGCUGGAACUCCAUGUCGGCUACUUUGUGCUGGGCCGCAUCCUCUGUGCUCUCCUAGGCGACUUCAGUGGCCUUCUGGCUGCUAGCUUUGCAUCCGUGGCUGAUGUCAGCUCCAGUCGUAGCCGCACCUUCCGAAUGGCCCUGCUGGAAGCGUGCAUCGGCGUGGCCGGGAUGCUGGCGAGCCUCCUCGGGGGCCAUUGGCUCCGGGCCCAGGGUUAUGCCAACCCCUUCUGGCUGGCCUUGGCCUUGCUGAUAGUCAUGACUCUCUAUGCGGCUUUCUGCUUUGGUGAGACCUUGAAGGAGCCAAAAUCCACCAGGCUCUUCACACUCCGUCACCACCGAUCCAUUGUCCAGCUGUAUGUGGCUCCGGCCCCAGAUAAAUCCAGGAAGAAUUUAGCCCUGUACUCAUUGGCCAUCUUCAUGGUGAUCACUGUGCACUUUGGAGCCCAGGACAUCCUGACUGUCUAUGAGCUGAGCACACCCCUCUGUUGGGACUCCAAACUAAUCGGCUAUGGUUCUGCGGCUCAGCACCUCCCCUACCUCACCAGCCUGCUGGGCUUGCGGCUCCUGCAAUACUGCCUGGCUGAUGCCUGGGUGGCAGAGAUUGGCUUGAUCUUCAACAUCCUGGGGAUGGUGGUCUUUGCGUUUGCUACCAUCACACCCCUCAUGUUCAUAGGGUAUGGUUUGCUCUUCCUGUCUUUAGUCACCACACCUGUCGUCCGGGCCAAGCUCUCCAGGCUGGUGAGCGAAUCAGAGCAGGGUGCCCUCUUUUCUGCUGUGGCCUGUGUCAAUGGCCUGGCCAUGCUGACGGCCUCUGGCAUCUUCAACUCACUCUACCCAGCCACUCUGAACUUCAUGAAGGGGUUCCCCUUCCUCCUGGGAGCUGGCCUCCUCUUCAUCCCGGCCAUUCUGAUUGGGAUGCUGGAAAAGGCUAAUCCUCACCCUGAAUUCCAGCAGUUUUCCCAGAGCCCCUGAUUUUCCUGGACCAGAGGAUAGAGGGCAGGAGGAUCAGUGAACGUGAACCAACCGGAAGUCUGCACCUGGGAUCCCAGCCCACAGAGGCACUAGCUGCUCCCCUCAAAGCGCAGCACUCACCUUGGACAAAGUGGUCAAGCUAGACUAAGGCACCACCUCAUCCACAGCUGAGCCAGCCUCCCACUAGGAUCUAGAAUCAUAACCCAGAUAGGCCCACCCAGGGCAGGCAGCAGGGGAGCCAUUUGGGACAGCAGUCUGUUCACCCUUUUGCCAUCUGUCACUUAGAUCCCUCCAGGACAGAGGAGAGGUCCUGAUGGAAGUGACACUUCAGGAGUCAGGUGAAGCAUGAGGGCUGAUGUGGUUCCUUCCAUCCCAAACUGCACGUUCCCUGGUAAUAGGUUCCUGAUGUGUGCAGCAGCUACCAGUCACUCCUCAAUGAUGGGUGUGUUACCUGGUCAGUGCCAGCCUUGGGAGGGAGAACAGUGCCGCUGUCGUGGUUGGGGACAGAGUGCCAGUUGUAAUAAAUCUGUUAAAUCAUA
Molecule: messenger RNA, 1995 nt
Organism: Carlito syrichta (Philippine tarsier)
Lineage: Eukaryota; Metazoa; Chordata; Mammalia; Primates; Tarsiidae
Gene: SLC46A1
Product: solute carrier family 46 member 1
Exons: 5
Coding region: 77-1456 (459 amino acids)
Biological process (GO): transmembrane transport
Cellular component (GO): plasma membrane
Molecular function (GO): transmembrane transporter activity
Source: RefSeq, a predicted model, not a curated record